Molecule: messenger RNA, 408 nt
Organism: Paramecium tetraurelia
Lineage: Eukaryota; Ciliophora; Oligohymenophorea; Peniculida; Parameciidae
Exons: 1
Molecular function (GO): thyroxine 5'-deiodinase activity
Source: RefSeq, a predicted model, not a curated record
AUGGCUGAUUAUAUUGCAUUUGCGUAGAAGUAUAAGGAGAUUUGCAAAUGCAUCAUCGUCUACAUAAAGGAAGCUCAUUUCGUUGAAAGAGAUUAGGAAGGGAAGUUUGUAGAUGGAUGGCCAAUUGGCUUUUACGAUUAUGAAUAUCCAUAACACAAAAGUCAGGAAGAUAGAUUAAAGAUGGCUAAGACGCUCAAGGAGGAGUACUCGAUUCCUGAUGAGUUUGAGAUUUAUUUGGAUAUAUUCCCUUAAAAUUAAUUUGAUGAGACAUUUGGAAUUUGGCCAGAUAACAUGGUUGUUUUCAAGGAGCUUAAGUUUAUCUGGAGGGGAAUUGUAAACUUAGAUGGAUCAAGAGAUAAAUAUCAUUCUAAGUUAUUGGAGGAUCACUUAAAGUAACUUAAAUAUUGA